Messenger RNA from Pelobates fuscus (common spadefoot toad), 4346 nucleotides. It is a transcript of the gene DENND6B, whose product is annotated as DENN domain containing 6B. The transcript is spliced from 20 exons. Bases 16 to 1878 code for a protein of 620 amino acids. The record is from RefSeq and is a predicted model, not a curated record. Gene Ontology annotation, molecular function: guanyl-nucleotide exchange factor activity. NCBI's taxonomy places the organism in Eukaryota, Metazoa, Chordata, Amphibia, Anura, Pelobatidae. Gene Ontology annotation, cellular component: recycling endosome.
UGGGGGUGUACCAGCAUGGCGUCGUGCUCCUUCGGGAGUAACAAGAUGGCUAACUUCCGGAGCGAAUACAAGCGCCCCCUGUGGCUAAAUGGUGAAUGCAGGGAGAUUGUCGGCUCCUGGUCCAGGGCGGGCCGGGUCUCCAUGGAUACACAGGAGGAUGCUCGGCGCUGUGUGAGUCGAGAAGAAGAGAUGGAGAACCCUGAGAGCCCGGCUGCAUGUCGCCUGCCAUGGGACUGUUUCUCAGCAUGGCUGGACGGUGUCUGUGUGGUCACAUUCGACCUGGAGCUGGGGCAGGCUAUGGAGCUGGUAUAUCCCCAGGACAUCAGGAUCACAGAAAAGGAGAAGACCAGCAUCUGCUACCUUUCCUUUCCAGAUUCAUAUUCAGGAUGUCUGGGUGACACACAGUUUACAUUUCGCAUGAGACGUUCUGCAGGGCAGAGAUCUGUGUUCCAGGAGGAUGAAAACUACAAUCGAGAAGCUCCUGCUUCAUUGCAGAGGGAUACUGCCCAUUACUUUGGGUAUGUUUAUUUUCGGCAAGUCAGAGACAGCUCUGUGAAGAGAGGAUACUUUCAGAAGUCACUGGUCCUUCUCUCCAGUCUGCCUUACAGCAACUUGUUCCACACCCUGUUGCAGCUCAUUGCCCCAGAGUAUUUCAAUAAAUUGGAGCCCUGUCUGGAAGCUGUUUGUAAUCAAAUUGACCGAUGGCCACUUCCUGAACCCGGGCUUUCACUGUCUUUACCUAUCAUGGGUCUUGUCCUGCAGGUUAAAAUACCAAGUCGAUCAGAUAUAACAGAUGUCAGUGUUACAAACGAACAGCAAAAGGACCAGUUGGAUCCACCAUAUCACAUUACCAGCGUCCAUGAACUGGACCUUUUCAGGUCCCUGCAGUCUGUCCUGAUGAACCUCCAGUUGCUAUGGGAGCUGGUAUUGCUGGGAGAGCCUUUAGUUAUCAUGGCUCCUUCACCCACCAUUUCAUCAGAAAUUGUGUUGGCUCUGACUGGCUGUAUUUCUCCUUUAAAAUUCUGCUCAGACUUCCGUCCCUACUUCACCAUUCAUGACAGCGAGUUCAAAGAGUAUACUACAAGAACUCAGGCUCCGCCCAGUCUACUCCUUGGAGUCACCAACCCUUUCUUCAUUAAAACACUUCAGCACUGGCCACACAUUCUGCGUGUUGGAGAACCACGCAUGUCAGGAGAUUUACCCAAACAAGUAAAACUAAAGAAGACCAACAAGAUCAAGACCUUGGACACAAAAGCAGGAAUGUAUACUUCCUACAAGCCAUUUCUUCACAAAGACAAGACACUAAUUAAGCAGUUAUUGAAGGGCCUCCAAAAGAAACUCCCUUCCUCUACACUCAGUUCUUUACUCCGAAAACAUCUGUUUGAACUAACCCAGAGCUUCAUCAUUCCUCUGGAGCGGUACAUGGGCAGCCUGAUGCCACAUCAUAGCUCCAUCACCCCUUGGAAGAAUCCUCCUCAGGUGCGUCCAUUCCAGCAGGAAGAGUUAUUGAAAAUGCUAGAACACACAGGUCCACAGUUCAGCUCUGCUAUAAAAGGGGACUGGAUGGGUCUAUACAGGCGCUUCAUGAAGUCUCCACAUUUUGAUGGAUGGUAUCGACAAAAACAAAAAGAAAUGAGAGAGAAACUGGAGACUGCACACCUCAAGGUCAUCUGUGAAGCAAAUAUUGGAACGUGGAUCAAGAACAAAUCAGAAGUUGAGAUUGUGGAUCUAGUGCUGAAACUGCGAGAUAAACUGCUCCGUGCUCACAGACAACACCUUCCUGUCAGCUCAGUCUCCCUGAAUAGACUGAAGCAUCACAUAGAUGCAGUCAUAAGCUCUCUGCCUGACGAUCUGCAGAGCAUCUUACAUCCUCACUGAUUGACUUAGAGAACAUCCUGCAUCCUUGGAAAAUAGAUUUGUAAGGCUUCCAUUAUCUCACUGGCAGAGCUCCACAGAAUAAGAGAAUCUUUGGCUUUACUGAGAAGGACAUGCACAGCAUUCUGCAUGCCCAAUAUGAGCAUGCAGGAUGCUGGACAGGUCUCUCUCUGAGAGCCCUAAGCACCAUCCUCUAUUCCCACUAAAAGAGCUCUGCAGCAUAGAACUGCACAACAAUCUGCAUCCUCACCUGAACCGCAAAAAAAGCAUCUAUAGGUGAAGAGAGUUGGCCAGAAUCCUGUAUUUUCACUCAAAGUAACAAACUAGUCCUGCCUGCUUCCUAAGAGCAACACGCAUUCUAAGCUAUCCAUCAAAGAGAGCUGUGCAGCAUAAUCAUUGGGUUUUGUACUGCAUAAUCUUCAUUCCUUCACAGAGAACCUGUACAGCAUUCCACAUGCUCACUCUCAAUAUUAUAUUGUUUGUGAAGGAAACUAAAAGAGUCAUCGUGGCUAAUUCAAUAAGAAAAGACAGUGAGAAUAUAUAGUGGCAUACAUACACAGGUGGCUUUCUCGUACAUAGAGCAAUAGAUAGCUGUGUUCAUUCUCAGUAAGACACAUACAGCACCCUACCUCUUUAAUGGAAGCAACCAUCAAAGUAAGAUUUUCAUUGAGACACAUGCACAGUAUCCUACAUACAAAAGAAAAUACCUAUACAUUAAUCUAAUCCCUAUUCAAAUGAAUGUAUAAUGGCCUAUAUGCCCAAUGAGUUCAAUGCACAUUACAUGAAAUCCUCACUGAGAUACCUGCACCAUAUACUAUAUAUUCAUUGAGAUACCUGGACCCAUAUCUCCACUGAGAUACAUGCACGGUAUCCAUAUAUUAUAUGCCUGUUGAGAUAAUUGCUCGGUGGUCUGUAUUGCCACCAGGUUACCUGCACUGUGUCCUAUAUCUUUAAUAAGAUACAUGCACCGUGCCUUAUAUCACAGAUAAGGUACCUGCACAGUAUGUUUUAUCUCACUAAGGUACCUGCACGUAUGUCCUAUAUUCUUAAUUAAAUAGAUAUAGUUAGUAUACUGAACUAAAUGUGAUGUCCUCUAACAAUAAUGAAGUCCUGCUUUAUCCUCACUGAGGUACCUGCAUAAUGUCCAAAAGCCACCUGUGAUACCCGCACAGUAUGCUUUAUCCCCACUAAAUUAUGUGCCCAGUAUGUAAAUCCACCUGAGGUACCUGCAGAGUAUUCUUUAUUCCCACUGCAGUACCUGCAAUGUAUGUCAAGCCAAGUGAGAUACCUGUCCAGAAUGCUUUAUCCCCAUUGAGGUAUCCUAAAACUACUUGAGAUACCUGCACAGUAUGCUUUAUCCUAACCACAGUAUCUGCCUAGUAUGUAAACCCACGUGAGAUACAUGGACAUUAUGCUUUAUUCCCAUUGAGGUAUCCUAAAUCUACUUGCGAUACCUGCGCAGUAUGCUUUAUACCCACUACGGUAUCUGCCCGGUAUGUAAAGCCACGUGAGAUACCUGCACAGUACGCUUCAUCUCAACUGAAAUAUCUGCAUAGUAUCCUAAACCGAGAAACCUGCAUUUUAUCGCAGCUGUGUACUGAGAGGGAUCUGCACAAUAUCCUAGCGUCUCACUGAGAGACGAGCACAGUCAUAUCUUCUUUCUGAGACUUGCACAGAGUCAUAUCUCCUCUCUGAGGCAUGCAUAGAGUCAUAUUUCCUCUCUGAGACCUGCAUAGAGUCAAAUCUACUAUCUGAGACCUGCAUAGAGUCAUAUAUCCUUUCUGUGACCUGCACAGACUCAUGUUUUCCUGCAUGGCAGCACCUGUAUAGUGCCAUAUAUCCUCACCUAAUGCACAUUUCCUCAUCAAGAUUAUCAGCCUAUAAUACAGCGAUAGACAAAGUGGAGAAACACAUUAUUAUCUUCUUUAUACGAAAUUGACAUUUUGUCUGAUGCUCAAAGGCAAGUAUACUGCACACCCCUUUUAAGAUUCAUGCUUCAUUAUGCCAUUCAAUGAAAAAUGUCAAUCUGACUAUGCUAUCGCUAAAAAAGACAACAGAUUGUUAAUAUUGUUUAGAAAUGAGCCACUAUAUAUGAAUCUGUAAACGAAAUCUGGAAUUAUUAAAUUGACUAGAGCAAAUUUUAAGCCAAGAUGGUUGAAUUGGAAACAUUAUUUGUUUUGAUUGCUUGAAACCCUCCACCAUUCCAGAUUAAUAAACAGAUCCAUACUAAAAAAAAAUGCAGUAAUCUAAAAUACAAUUUGAAAGUUGCUAAGUGAGGAUAUUUUAAGCUGGGAAUUAAAUAAAACAUAAUUUAUACAUAGGAACCAUAGAAAGCACAAUUGCAGCUGCACAGCAAAAUCAACACACACAUCUGUUAGGAGUUUAAGGUCGUUAUGACAAUAGGACAAUGUUUGUAACUCUAAUGGCCUAUAUUACUACCUUAGGCUGAUCUUCUGAUCAUUUGUAUUACA